Messenger RNA from [Candida] anglica, 1749 nucleotides. Lineage: Eukaryota; Fungi; Ascomycota; Pichiomycetes; Serinales; Debaryomycetaceae. The record is from the annotation of a GenBank genome assembly.
AUAAAUUUUAAUUUCCACAACUCUUUACAAAAAAUGUCUGAAGAACCACAAUUUCAAUCAUUCCUUAAUAAUGACGGUAUUGAUGAAUUAAUCCCUGCUACAAGAAAGCAUAGAGUACUGUCGCUUUCACUUUCUGAUUUGAAUCAAUGGCAAAAUGGUCUCACUAAGCUUUCUUCAUCUACUUCUCUUAAUAGAAACUCUUCCCAGAACUUGAAGAAGGUUGAUUCUCUUGCCAAGCUUUCUAGGAACUCUUCUAUUAUUCGUCGUAAGAAGAAGUCUGUUAUUGAUCAUGUAAGAAUUGCUUCUUAUGCCUUUUGUUUUGAUAUUGAUGGUGUGAUAUUAAGAGGUCCAGAUACAAUCCCCGAGGCUGUAGAAGCCAUGAAACUUUUAAAUGGUGAAAAUAAGUAUAAUAUCCAAGUUCCAUCUAUUUUCGUUACCAAUGGUGGUGGUAAACCUGAAUCACAAAGAUCAGAAGAUCUUAGUAAAAGGUUAAAUUGUACCAUUACUCCAGAUCAAAUCAUUCAAGGUCAUACUCCUAUGAAAGAUUUGGUUCCACUUUAUAAGAAUGUUCUUGUUGUUGGUGGAAUUGGUAACGUUUGUAGAAAUGUUGCUGAAUCUUAUGGUUUUAAGAAUGUUUAUACUCCAUUGGAUAUCUUAAAUUGGAAUCCAGCAGUAUCUCCAUAUCAUGAUUUAACUGAAGAAGAACUUAAAUGUGUUCGUAAAGAUGUUGAUUUCAGUAAGAUUUCAAUUGAUGCUAUUAUGGUUUUUGCUGAUUCUAGAAAUUGGGCAGCUGAUCAACAAAUCAUUUUAGAAUUACUCUUAUCUCAAAAUGGUGUUAUGGGAACUGCUUCAAAAACAUUUGAUGAAGGUCCAGAAAUUUAUUUUGCUCAUUCUGAUUUUAUUUGGGCUACAAAUUAUAAAUUAUCAAGAUAUGGUAUGGGUGCAUUGCAAGUAUCGAUUGCUGCAUUGUAUCGUGAACAUACUGGUCAUGAAUUGAAGGUGAAUAGAUUUGGUAAACCACAAAAGGGUACCUUUAAGUAUGCAAACAAGGUUUUAACUCUGUGGAGACAAGGUGUUCUUGAUGAACAUUUAAAGAAACUUUCUAUUAAUGACCCAAAUGCUGAUGAAGCUGACAUUUUAAUUAAUGAAGAUGGUGAAGAAAUCAUCAAUCAAUCAAAGUUGGAAACUGCUAAAGAUUCUGAAGAUUCUGAAGAUGAUGAAGAUGAAGAUGAUGUUUUGGUUGUAGGGAAAGGAGAAAAAAUUACUCUUCAAUUACCACCUGCUAGUACUGUGUAUUUUGUUGGUGAUACCCCAGAAUCUGAUAUUAGAUUUGCCAAUUCUCAUGAUAACUCGUGGCAUUCCAUUUUGGUAAAGACUGGUGUUUACCAAGAAGGAACUAUUCCAAAAUAUAAGCCAAAACAUUUGUGUAACAAUGUUUUAGAUGCUGUGAAAUAUGCUAUUGAAAGAGAACAUCAACUUGAGUUGGCUGAAUGGAAUGAGACUGCUGAUGAAGAAGCUAGUGAAUUUAAUAGCGAUUCCCGUAAAUCGUCUCGUAUCAACUUUUCAGAUCUUAUGAUGACUCCUUCUGAAAAGCCAGCUGUGGAUAAGGCUAGAAAGGAUUCAAUGCACAAGAUUGGUGAACAUGAAAGUAUUGAGGUUCCAGUUUUAUUAUCGGAACAAAUUGACAAGGUCAAGGACGUUCAAGUUUAAACUAUAUAAACAUAUGAACUAGAGAGUCUAUAGAUAACG